Molecule: messenger RNA, 2058 nt
Organism: Pneumocystis murina B123
Lineage: Eukaryota; Fungi; Ascomycota; Pneumocystomycetes; Pneumocystales; Pneumocystaceae
Exons: 8
Coding region: 1-2040 (679 amino acids)
Biological process (GO): glycogen biosynthetic process
Cellular component (GO): cytoplasm
Molecular function (GO): alpha-1,4-glucan glucosyltransferase (UDP-glucose donor) activity
Source: RefSeq, a predicted model, not a curated record
AUGGAUUCGGAAAAACUUAGAGAUGUAAAAAAUCAUAUUCUUUUUGAAGUAUCAGUGGAAGUAUGUAAUAGGGUUGGUGGUAUUUAUUCAGUUUUGAAAUCAAAAGCACCAGUAACAUCUUUGGAAUAUUCUUAUGAUCGCUAUAUUGCUAUUGGGAAAUUUACUCAGUCUGCAAUUAAUUUCGAAGUUGAACAACUUAGUACUGAGGAUCAACCCAUACUUCAUAAAACAUUACAAUAUAUGAAAAAUAGAGGUAUAAGUUAUACUUAUGGAAGAUGGCUUAUUGACGGGGCGCCUCGUGUGCUUUUAUUCGAUAUAGGCAAUGCCUUCCAUUGGCUAAAUGAAUGGAAGGGCGAUUUAUGGAAUACUACUGGUAUUCCAUCUCCUCCUGAUGAUUCAGAAACUAAUGAUGCUAUUGCUUUUGGUUAUAUAGUAGCUUGGUUUUUGGGCGAGUUUAUUUCUCAUGAAUAUGAAAGAGCUGUUGUAGUGCAUUUUCAUGAAUGGCUUGCGGGUGUAGCAUUGCCUCUUUGUAGAAAACGUAGAUUAGAUUUAACAACUAUUUUUACUACACAUGCAACUAUACUUGGACGUUAUCUUUGUGCUGAUAAUGCAGAUUUUUACAAUAAUUUGCAAUACUUUGAUGUAGACUAUGAAGCUGGUAAACGAGGGAUUUAUCAUAGAUAUUGUAUAGAGCGUGCUGCGGCUCAUAGUGCAGAUGUUUUUACUACAGUAUCGCAUAUUACUGCUUAUGAAAGUGAACAUUUGUUAAAAAGAAAACCAGAUGGUGUUUUGCCUAAUGGUCUUAAUGUUGUAAAAUUUGCAGCUGUUCACGAGUUUCAAAAUCUUCAUGCUACAUUUAAGCAAAAAAUAAAUGAGUUUGUACGUGGCCAUUUCUAUGGACAUAAUGAUUUUGAUCUUGAUAAUACAUUAUAUUUUUUUAUAUCCGGAAGAUAUGAAUAUAGAAAUAAAGGUGUUGAUUUAUAUAUUGAAAGUCUUGCUCGGCUAAAUGAACGUAUGAAGGCAUCUGAUAGCAAAAUGACAGUGAUUGCAUUUAUUAUCAUGCCAGCUGCAACACAUUCAUAUACUGUUGAAGCUUUAAAAGGACAAGCAGUUAUGAAAUCUUUGCAAAAUACCAUUGAACAUAUUCAAAAAGGAAUAGGUCAGCGAAUCUUUGAAAAGUGUUGUCGGCAUUCAAAGGAUUUUGAUGAAAAGUUUAUCGAUACAUCAAGUCUUUUGACAGAUCAAGAUAAAAUUUUGCUAAAACGACGAGUUUUUGCUUUAAAAAGAUCGACAUUACCGCCGAUUGUUACACAUAACAUGGCUGAUAAUAAUGAUCCUAUUUUGACACAAAUAAGAAGAGUUCAAUUAUUUAAUUCUGAUGAUGAUAGAGUCAAAAUAAUUUUUCAUCCAGAGUUUUUGAAUUCUAAUAAUCCGAUAUUGCCUCUUGAUUAUGAUGAUUUUGUUCGUGGAUGUCAUCUUGGUGUUUUUCCAUCAUAUUAUGAACCAUGGGGUUAUACAUCAGCAGAAGCUGUAGUCAUGGGUGUUCCAAGUGUAACAACAAAUAUUUCAGGCUUUGGAUGUUAUAUGGAAAACAUAAUUGAAAAUCCAUCUGAUUAUGGUGUAUAUAUUGUUGAUAGGAGAAUGAAAUCUGUUGAUGAAAGCAUAAAUCAACUUACAAAUAUCAUGUAUAAUUUUACUACUAAAACCCGACGACAGCGUAUUAAUCAACGUAAUCGCUGUGAAAGAUUAAGUGAUUUUUUGGAUUGGAAAAUUAUGGGUCUUGAAUAUAUUAAGGCUCGACAACUUGCAUUGAGACGUGCUUAUCCCAACAGUUUUGAUACUGAUGAUUUAAUAGACAAAAAUAUAGAUCUUUCUCUUGGAACCUUGAUCAAAGUUCCUCAUCCUUUAUCUGCGCCUACGAGUCCAAAGUGCCGAAAUGGUUUUUUAUCUAUACAUAAUCUAGAUGAUAUCCAAAAUAUUCAAUGCCUUAAUACAAGUGAAUAUGCGACAAAUAAGCAUAGCGAUAAUGAUGAUGAAUAAAAAUGAUUAUAUUUCAGA